Molecule: messenger RNA, 2868 nt
Organism: Fonsecaea monophora
Lineage: Eukaryota; Fungi; Ascomycota; Eurotiomycetes; Chaetothyriales; Herpotrichiellaceae
Exons: 4
Coding region: 1-2868 (955 amino acids)
Source: RefSeq, a predicted model, not a curated record
AUGUCUGUGAUGAGUGCAUCAAACUUUUCGCAACCUGUUGCACAAUCAAGCAUAAGUGAGCCCUUUCCUGCCAACAGCACCUCGAGCGUUGUUCCCCCUGUUGCAGACAACGGUACGUCGACUGUGGUUCCACCUUCACCCACCGAGGGCACAUCAAGUAUGGCUCCGUCUGUCCCUGCGAACAGCACCUCGAACGCGAUUCCACCUGUUCCAGGUAUCGAUACUACGACUGUGGUUCCACCUUUACCUGCUAAUGAUACAUCGACGUUGGCUUCAUCUGUCCCUUCAGACAGCACAUCGAUCACGGUUCAACCUUCAUCCGCUGAUGGUACAUCGAGCACGACUCCACCUGUCCAUUCAGCCAGUACAUUGACCAUUUUUCCGCCUUUCCCUGCUAAUGGAACGUCGAGCAUCGUUCCAUCCAUGUCAAGCAAUAGCAGCCCAUCUGGAAGUACACUGGCUGGAAGUACAAUGUCAGCACAAGGACCAGAGACCAACAUGAGCUCAUCGACUGUGAAUUCAGUCCCUUUUGCUUUGACUUCAAAUGUCACUGCUGCCUCUGAAAUCAGGACUUCAUUCACCAGUACGAUUGAUCUAAGUUCGACAACAUUCGUGACUGUCAUUCGAACUACAAUCAGUAUUGUGCAGGUUUCCUCAACAACACAGGAUACUGGUUCCAGUACUGUGCCCGUGAUUCCUGAGUCGUCAAAUUCUGCAACACUUGUAUCUGAGUCAAGCUUCUCUGCAGGAGAAACACAUUCAACUUCAGUCAGCAACGGCUCUUCUUCCAGCACUGUCGCUAGUUCAGCAGGCGUAUCUGAGCCAAGCCCAUCAUCUAGUGGCACGGUCACCCUUGUUCCGGGAAUCACAAUGACUCCUCCCGCGGUUACCUCUGCAUCCGCCCUUCCCAUGCUCUCUCUGACUGGCGACAUGGCAUGUUCCUAUUCUUACUCAGCCAAUCAAUCCGCACCAAGCACUUACAAUCUUCUCCCAUGGUGCUGGUCCUGGCCUGUUGCGGAAAGCACCACGGUGAUGUCUGGGGCAAUCGUCGCGGCAAGUACAGAGAACUGCGUCUGCCCGUACUGUUGGCUUGCAGACCCGCUGUGUUACGCCCAAACGCCAACGGGCUCAAGCUGUGCGGAUGGCUGGAUUUGCUCUGUGACUACUUCUGCUGGUUCGUCAGGCGUUGUGCAUUCGCUCCCUAGUGGCUUCACCUCCGAUACCACAACACCAGAACCGUGGAGCAUUAUUACCGAGCGGGGCGUGUCCAGAACAAGCGGCAGUAGCAGUACUACGGACGUCACAUGGAGUGCUACGCUUUCACAAAGCACUCGGAGCAUCGAGGGUGGCUACGUUGUCUUUCCGUUCUGGUCCUGGAGUUGUAUCGGCCCUCUGUGUCAGGGUGAUUGUGGAGAUGUCCUCGACUGGGCGGCGGCUAUGGCUGGUUGCAUUUUCGGGUUGGGAUGCAAGAGACCGUGCAGUGAUCAAGGCUCGAAUGGAUUUCCAUUGCCACCGCUCAUCGAGCUCAUCGAGUUCGUCCAGCUCCUGCUCGUCUACGGCAUUCUCUUCCUGCCUCGACAUUUGCUCGACAUUGAGCGCGAAUGGUACAGUCUCUGGCACUCAAUCGUGCACUCGGUCAUGCACGACUGUUACACAGUGCUCUGGGACGGACACGUUCACGACUACUACUCGAUAUCUGCUCAGAUUGCCUCGUGGAUUACUCAGUUUCCACCAAUCCCUGACAACGCAACGACGAUAUUCAGUACUUUCAGCUUCUCGUUAAACACCACGCAGACCAUGGGCAACACCACUUCGAGCACUACCACGAGCACGUCGCAUUCGACAUCCUUGACAUCUCAUAGUUCGACGAUCUCUAGCCCUCCUAUCACAACGCCGACCCUUCCAAGCAGCCUGCGGGAUUUCACAGUGCUAGUGACAGAUGACGACGGCGACGUGUUCAGCGAAGUCUACUCUGGAGGUGUAAUGGUUUCUUCUACACUGGUCUCGUCGAGGCUACUUCCCACAUUGGGCCCAAGUGGACCGUGGACGUUUGGUUCAUCGGGGGUCUCUUUGGUGAGCAGAACCACUUCGACUCCCCGGAUCUCUGCAGGGACCGGAGCACAUCCAACCCUCACAAGUAUAGCCAGAAGCUACAGCGAGGUCUCGAUCUUCACCUGUGACGGAGAGGCUGCGUUUGGUAGUGCAAGCUGUACAGAUUCGUGGGGCCUCAAGACCGUGUCAACCACUGUUCCGAAUGCAGACGAGCAGACUUCGUACUGUGCCCACUGGACUGCCUUCACCACCACUACAAGCCCAGCCAAGGCCGGGGUUGUGAACUGUGCCACCCCUGUCAGCGGACAAGCGACGAGUGCGGUCGCAACCGUCUGGAACUCGGGUCUCCCUUUCUCGCCAUUCCAGUUGGACAAAGGCCCCAUCAAGAAGUUUUGCAAGAAGCUGGUUGAUCGCGACAUCGUUCUUUACCAGGGACUUUCAUUUGCCGCUACGUCAAGCUCAGAGGUGGUGUCCCCAGGUGAAUGUGAUCUGUUUCCAUCGAACGGGGACUCGGCAUUCGACUAUGAUCUGACCAUUGGUCUCGCCUUCGACUACAACGGGUGUCCUUCGCCGACAGGCACGCCACUGGUCAACGGUGUCUCGAUGAAGAAAUAUGGCCAGGACAAAUGCGUCUCGACGUUCUGGAAUCACAUCACCAAAGAAUGCGAUUUCUCAAAUUCGGAAGCAAAGAAGAGAGGCCUCGGCCAGUGGACCAGGGUCGGUGGAAUGUACUGGGCGGACUGCAUGCGGUGGACGCUCAUUGCUGCGAGGAAAGAUCUGUCGCCGCCAGACACUGUUGAUGGAGACUUGCAGUGA